Apis dorsata (giant honeybee) is the source of this 5433-nucleotide messenger RNA. RefSeq names its product voltage-dependent calcium channel subunit alpha-2/delta-3 (gene stol). Gene Ontology annotation, molecular function: voltage-gated calcium channel activity. The transcript is spliced from 26 exons. Lineage: Eukaryota; Metazoa; Arthropoda; Insecta; Hymenoptera; Apidae. Gene Ontology annotation, cellular component: voltage-gated calcium channel complex. The coding region runs from base 1102 to 4710 and encodes 1202 amino acids. The record is from RefSeq and is a predicted model, not a curated record.
UUGUACACCAUCUUUGCCCGAUUUUCAUGAGAAAGUGCCAUCGAAACGGAGUUAUCUCGCGCGUAAUAAUUAAUUUUCUUUAUUCGUAAACAACGUAUAUUUUCACCGUAUGAUAUUUUCGUAUAUCGUAUCGUGUAACACGCUCGUAACGCGUGCAAAUACUUGAUUUUUCUAUCAUUUUUUUCUUUCUUUCAACUCCUCCGUAUUCCCCUUCUUUGCAUCGUAUCCACCCCCUCUGUGCUCUCUCUCUCUCUCUCUCUCUCUCUACAAUUACUCUCUUGUCCCACCCUCGUCCUUCAUUCUUUCGGGCUCUCUGCGCGUUACGGUGUGAACAUACUUGAGAGAUCGCGCGACAAGGCGGUAAUCGGUUGUGCAAUCGUGAAUCGCACAAAUGAAUUGUGUCGACAUCGCAUUGAACCAUGUCUAAUUUAUACGUGAAAAGGAAAAUAUACGUUGAUUUGGGAAGGAUACGAUAAUAAAGAGGAACAUCGACUUACGGUCCAGGAGGUGGUUUGACGUAGGAUCGUUUUUUUUUCGUUUUUAUCUCUUGGUUAGUCGUUCGGUCCUUCGGGCGAUCGGUCGAUCGGGUAUUCAUACGCGCGUACGUCGAAGACGAUUUUAUUUUUCAAUUAAUUCAAUUAUUGAGAGAAACUUUGGUUGCUAAAAUGUUUACGAUCAAGAGAACUGCAUGUUGGAGAUAGAGAUUUAAAAUUCGAUUGGACAAUGCUUGGCGUAAGAAUACGUUUAAGUAUUUAUGAGAGGAAAACGUUGAAAACGUGCGUAAUGAAAUGAAAGGGAUUUUUGACGUUCAACGACCAUUCUAUUAGCGUAGUUUCGACCGUCAGGUGUAAAGAAAUAAUGUUAAAAGAAGAAGAUGAAAGAAGGUGAAGAUACAUAUGUACAAACUUCUACGUACUAGCGUAUACAAGCGUUACAAAGUUGUGUAUCAAAUAACGGAUAAACAAGAUUCCAUCGAAACGGUAAAUUUACGCACGUAACGCUCGCGUGUUCCGGCCGAUCGAUCGCUACUACGAGGGAGCGAUUCGUUCGUUCGUUUCAUCAUUUACUCGUAUUCGGGUGUUGGUCGAUAGCAUCGAAAUAAUGUUUCUAUCCGUCAAAAAAUUUGUACACUAUGGAGUGUUGUUACUGUUAUGGAUCAAAUCAAGUUAUCAGCAAGAAGAGGAUAUACCUCAUAACGAAGUGAAAAACUGGGCAUUGAAAUUUGGAGUGGAUUUAUGGGAAUUUGGCAGACAAGUUACGAAAAUGAGUGAAAUACAAAGGAAAUAUCACGAUAUGGAGGCCGAAGUUGUAAAAAAAGAUGGUGUCCUGUUAGUACGAGAAAUGGCUGCGGAAGUGAAAAACAUGUUAGAUUUUAAAAUGAACGCUGUUAUGAGAUUGGUGGAGAGCGCCGAACAAGCGGCUGUAUCGGCACCCAGAGACGGAAAUGUAGCACCAAAGUAUUACGCUUCUCAACGUUUCGACUCUUCUUCGGGAGAAGGAAAAGCAUCGAUAACCGUACAAGAAACAUUCCUUUCAUCGAAUCGACAUUUCGAUCAUUUAGCCGUAAACGUUACACUUUCCACGGUUUUAUUACCGGAUGGAGUGAAACAAAUUGAUCGCGAAGUAGCCGCUGGCAUUCAAUGGAGCGAAUAUUUGGACUUAUUGUUCGUUAAUAAUUACGAAAGCGAUUCUUCGCUUUCUUGGCAAUAUUACGGCGCGACUUCAGGAUUUUUAAGACGUUUUCCCGCAAUUUCCUGGCCACCCGUCAACGAUCGUUCUUUCGCUGCGGAUAAAAGUCGAGCUGUUCGAGAUGUAUACGAGUUUCGAAUUUCCGAUUGGUUCGUCGGAGCCGCAAAUAGUCCCAAAGACUUGGCCAUAUUGAUCGAUAUCGAGUGCUACGUAUCCGAAAGGAACAAACGGCUAGCCGUAACCACGGUCAAAACUAUCCUCGACACGUUAGGUCCGAACGAUUACGUUAACGUCUACCGUUACGGAGACACCGCAGAGGAGAUCGUACAAUGCUUCAAGGAUAGUUUGGUGCAAGCAUCGCCGGAAAACGUGCAUGAUUUGAAAAUAGCGAUGAGUUCUAUGAAACACGAAGAAAUACCGACAAAUAUAUCCGCCGCUCUCGCGACUGCUUUCGAAAUUUUGCACAGAUACAACAGAACGGGGCAAGGAAGCCAGUGCAACCAGGCGAUCAUGUUAAUUACUGCCGACAAUGCCGGUUUACCAACAGAGGUGAUAAAACGAUACAACUGGCCUCAUAUGCCUGUUCGUAUCUUCACGUAUCUAAUCGGUGGUGACAAAAGUCCGGAAUUACGCAACACAGCAUGCGCCAACAAAGGAUUCUAUGCAAGGAUCACCGAAUUGGAAGACAUUAGAAGCAAAGUCUUCGAAUACGUAAAGGUGCUUGCUCGACCUAUGGUAUUGUAUCAACACGAACACCCUAUUCAUUGGAGUCCGGUUUACGUCGGUGGAAAGAGCAGCAGAUAUGGCAAAGAGAAUAUCGGACAGUUAAUGACUUCGGUCACGGCGCCUAUUUUAGAUCGACGAAAUUAUACGGUGAAGACAGCUAAUUUAUUGGGUAUCGUCGGCACCGAUGUACCCGUAGAAGAGAUACAGAAAUUGGUUCCCCCUUACAAGUUAGGUGUCAACGGAUAUUCUUUUAUCGUCGACAAUAACGGCCGUGUUUUGUAUCAUCCGGAUUUGCGACCAUUGCCGGGAAACAUAGACUACGAGGAAACGUUAAAACCUACGUACAUCAGCGUUGACUUAUCGGAAGUCGAACUCGCCGAAUAUGACGGCCCUUUACAUCCAUUAAACAAUUCUCUUCUUCUCGACUUGAGGCGCGAUAUGAUCGAUCAAAAAGAAGGAGAGACUAAUUUUGCGAUCAAAAUUCACUACGAUAACAUGAAACGUGUCACCAUCAGACGUCACAAUUAUUUUUACAAAUCGAUAGAAGGAACGCCAUUUUCAUUGGGAUUAGCGUUGCCCGAAGGUUACGGUAUGUUUGAAUUGUUGGCCGAACAAGAAAUCAAGCAUGCGAUAAUAAAUGUAACCGAGUAUUUUAAGGGGAACAAUUGGAAGGUACAUCCCGACUGGGUGUAUUGCGAAUAUAGUUCGGCUUCCGAAAAAUGGUUUCCAUCCCCGGAAGAACGCGUUCUACAUUUCUUGACGCGAACGCGGAGCCCGGGAUGGAAAUGGAUGUCCUUGAGGCCAAGGAGUCCAAGCUCGCAUCACAAACAAGCGAGCAAACCCGACAAAGAUGCUUAUUACUGUGAUAAGAAAUUAGUGCAAUCCCUAGUGUUGGACGCGUUGGUCACCGAUGGUUUCAACAAAAGAGGUGCGAUGCACAAAGAAGAAAAUCAAAACCCUAUUGCCAUACUGAUGGCUCUACUGCACAGCCAAGGAACGAGUACAUUUGGCGUAACACGGAGUUUCAUCGCAACUAGAAGCGGCUUAUUUCGUUGGCACGAGCAUCAACAAACCGAAGAUAACACCGAUGAAUCACCAUUUGCCGAGAAAUAUGCAAGAGCUAUGGAUUCCUCGUGGUAUAAACGCGCUGUGGAUCAACACUCCAUAGAACCGGAUAGUUUCGUUUUCAGCGUACCUUUUAACGCCGCGGACAGCCCCAACCCAUUAGUAACCGCUACUCACGCGGUUUUUAUCGGGACAGGACACAAAGCACCAGCAGCUGUCGUAGGUUUACAGUUUCAACAUUCUUCACUUGCCUCUCGUUUCGUCAACAUUACUUCGACGUGUAGUGGUACGAAUUGCAAGAAAAAUUGCGCCUCCGACGCGUUAGACUGUUAUAUCUUGGACAAUAACGGAUUUAUCAUAAUCAGCGAACGUCACGAGCAUACCGGAAAAUUUUUCGGCGAGAUCGACGGCACUAUAAUGGAUUCCCUAGUUCAGGACAGAAUUUAUAGAAAAGUAACAGUGACCGAUUAUCAAGGUAUAUGUAGUCCACAAGAAUCUUAUCAAUCAUCCGCAUCGACUUUCUCGGAAUCUGUCGCGAAAACGAUCGCGAUAUUGGGAAAUUUUCUUUGGAGCAUGGCGUUUGGCUUUAAUUUUCAAAAUUUAUGGCAAGUCGCAUUCGCAUUCGCCGGUGAAUCCGUGAGACCCCUGGAUGAUUCGAUCGGACAAGUUCACGAAUUCGAGUCAUUGGCGAUAGACGGAGGAGGAGAAGCGACGGACGAACCAAUACCGGAUGGAAAUUUUCCAAGGCUUCUGACUAUUACCGCUGCAACCCCUGUGUCUCCUGGUACAACACGAGCUACAUCCACGCAUCAUUUACGAACAAGGCUAAGAUCAUGCGAGAAAAAAACGGAUCUUUAUAUUUUACAACCCGAAAGAUUGAAUACCAGCGGACAAAGCAAUCCGUUGAAAGGGAAAUUAACCAAUUGUCACGAUACCGGUUGCGAAAGGCCAUUCAGCGUACAAAAGAUUCCCCAUACGAACUUGAUUUUGCUGGUAGUAGACACGUUGUGUCCAUGCGGAAGUAAACAAUUGAGCAUCGAGCCCAUAGAGGCACUGACAGAACCAGGUGCUUGUAUCGCGAGAAGAGAACGUUUGUAUCGUCGCAGGCCUCCCAAAUGUAUAAAUUAUCAUCCAGAAGAGAUGGAGAUCAAAUUUUGCGGUAGCGCGAAUCGUCCCUGUCAUUUCUUCUUCUUAUUCAUCGUCGCAAUUGUUUCGAGCACUCUCGCGUGACUUUGUUCCAAUUGACGACUCUAUUAUACAUAUACACGCACACACAUUUAACGUACGGACGGAUAGAUAGACGAACAGACAGACGGACAGACGGACAGAGAGAGGGACAGAUAAAUAUUGAAUACAGAUAUCCACGAAUUAACGUUUUUGAAAAUGAAUUUAGCGUUGCCGUUUCUAUGAAACAGUUAUGAAAAUGAUAUACUAGUUUAUCGGUUUAAUACCUAUAUAAUUGAGUAAUACGUGCAUAACAAUGAACGAGCGAGUGCACGUGUAUAUACACUCGUAUAUUCGUACGUGUAUGCGUGCGUACGUAUGUACGUAUAUACGUACGCAUAUAUAUACGCGCGCGUGCACACACAUACACACACAUACACAUAUAAAUAUACAUACAUAUAUACAUACUUGCAUAUUUGGAAGAAGGUUUACGCGUGUAAAUUACGGUCAUACAUACGAUAUAAUACGUGUUCGUACGACAUUAAUUCACACGUGCACAUUCGUGUACAUACACGUGCACUCUACGUGUACGUAACAAUCACGCAUGCACACGCAUACGUCUCGACAGGCAUGCGUGUGUAUGCGCAAAGAAGAGACGUGUACAUAUUCAAAUACAUAAUAUUAAUGUUGAUCUAUGAUUACAUAUCCCAUUAUAAAUUUUGUUGCAAAGAGAUUGUGAAUAUUUCCUAAUCGUAUCUAAGUCAGUAACAUAUGGAAGAAAAAAAAAAA